Podarcis raffonei (Aeolian wall lizard) is the source of this 1585-nucleotide messenger RNA. Its product is annotated as gilatoxin-like. Bases 397 to 1179 code for a protein of 260 amino acids. The record is from RefSeq and is a predicted model, not a curated record. Lineage: Eukaryota; Metazoa; Chordata; Lepidosauria; Squamata; Lacertidae. The transcript is spliced from 6 exons. Gene Ontology annotation, biological process: proteolysis. Gene Ontology annotation, molecular function: serine-type endopeptidase activity.
AUAAAUUCAGAUGAUACAUUCUGGUUUCCUGAAACAGUGUUAAAUACUUACUGACUGACUGUUGCAGAGGAGAAAGGCUGUGGAGCACUUCGGAAUUGUUCCUGUUCACCACUUAAAAUAUUAUGGGAUAAAAGACCACCAAUAAUAUGGGCCCCAUCUCUAGAGUAGCCUUCAGUGUAGCUUUUCUUAGGAGUACACAGGGUUUCCUCUCUCAUAGCCACAGCAGUGGGGAAAAGCAGUGUGAUAAGGAUCAAGGACAACAUAAGGGCACAGUCAGAGGAUCUGAGAGAGCAAGUUCAAUGUGGUCCAGCACCACAGCCGCUCUAUUCUGAGCCCCAGAGUGGGUCUACAGUGAGCAAGGUAGGCACAGACACUUCGCCACGCAGAUCUGCUGCUAUGGAACUCGCCAAAUCGCUGCGCAUCUUUCUGUUCCUCCUGCUGUCUUUUGUGUCAGCGCACCGUAACCGGAUCAUUGGAGGCGAGGAGUGCCCUACAAAUAAUCAUUCUUGGCUCGCUCUGCUCUACGACUCUGACACGCUUCUAUGCUCUGGAAUGUUGAUUACCCCCAACUGGGUGCUCACGGCUGCUCACUGCUACAUUUGUGGAAACAUCCAGGUAAGGCUCGGAGCACACAACAAAGAUGACUAUGAGCAGUUAAGAGUCAGCACAUUGAAGAAAUGCCCCGGUGACAAUUGCUCGUGUUUUACCGAUGACAUCAUGCUGAUCAAACUGAACAGCUCUGCUGUCAUGACUAGCCGUGUGUCUACCAUCAACUUGCCCUCCAGCUGCUCCCCGGUGGGAACAGAUUGCACUGUGAUGGGCUGGGGCACAACCACCACUCCUGAAGAGACAUAUCCUGACGUUCCUUAUUGUGUUAACAUUACAAUAUUUGACAACCUUGUGUGUGAGGCGGCUUACCCAUGGGACGUGACCGACAACAUGUUUUGUGCAGGAUACUUUGACGGAGGCAAAGAUUCAUGCCGGGGUGAUUCUGGGGGACCCCUUAUCUGUGGUGAUGGAGGCCUCCAAGGUGUGGUCUCUUUGGGGGGCUUCCCUUGCGCUGAGCCUGGUGAACCUGGCAUCUACAUCAAGAUCUGCAAAUUUCUUGAGUGGAUCCGUACUACUAUAGCGGAGAAUACAUUUAAGUCUGGUGCCUGUAAGGAUGGAAUAUUCCAGUAGAAACCUCUUGAGCAACAUGAGGGGGGAUAACUUAGCUACAACUGCCUCCUUUCCUCCAUGCCUUAAGACUGCAGGCCUAGGCAUAUUUUAUCCUGGGAGUAAGACUCAUUGAACACGGUGGUACUUACUUUAAGUAAACAUGGAGAGGAUGGUGCUGUGCAACACCAUGCCCCAUCUUGAAAUCCUGAUCUGGUACACAUUUACUUAACAGUAAGUCACACUAAACCAAAUGAGACCUGUUCCCAGGAGAAUUAGCAUAGGUUGGUGAUCCUAUUGUUGUGAUGCAUGAAUUAUUCCCUCCCUCAGUGCUAAAAUAUUGAAUCUUCUGAUUACGUAACAACCAUAGUUUCCGUACAAACUUCUUGCUCUGAAAGCUAACACCUGAAAAAUAAAGUAAUCAGCAGAA